Messenger RNA from Entamoeba invadens IP1, 618 nucleotides. RefSeq lists its product as hypothetical. Lineage: Eukaryota; Evosea; Mastigamoebida; Endamoebidae. The record is from RefSeq and is a predicted model, not a curated record. The transcript is spliced from 2 exons. The coding region runs from base 1 to 618 and encodes 205 amino acids.
AUGCUUGUCAUUCGUCAACAAGAUGUUCUUCAAGUUAUAGUGACUAAGACGUUUUCAAAGACUGACCAGAACUAUUCUUUACUUCUUCAAACUUUAUCCAUUCAAAAUGGAGUCUCUGCUUUGAGAAUAAGACUUGGAGUUAAAGGUGAAAGGUACUUACAUGGGACUGUUUCCGAUUUUGAAAUGUUUAAUUGUUUGUCACUUAUUAAAGCAAUAGUCACCGACUCUCCCCUUUGCAGAAAUGAAUUCAAAGAGCCUCAUUUAGUGAGCACUUUACAAAAAAUUGUGUUCUUAUCUAGUUUCAACAAUAUAUCACCAAAGCAAAAAGUCCAGCUCAAAGCUAUAGAAGUUGUUUAUUAUCUUUCCGACUUAGACGUCUCAAACCCUUACACCGUGUUGUGCGAGAACAUUAAAAGGAAUAUUUUGAAAUGCAAAGAGAAGUCGAGAAAACUCAUUGAAAAUACUAUAGAAGGCUCCUAUGACUUCUGUCAAACUGAAAACUGUAUUGGAGAAAAAUUUAAUAUUGUCAACGACAAUAACAAACACUGGCCGUUAUCAGAUCUCCACUUCGGAUUCAAUCGAGUGCAAAACAGCUAUGAAAAACUGGUGGAUUUCUAG